AUGGUCUCCAUGGAGCCUAUCAACAUCAUGAUACAGUCAGCUCAGUUGGGCCAGCAGAGUGAAAUUCUGGCCCUGGUGCCAACUCAUCAACAACUUGUCAAGCCCUAUUGCAGCACCGCCGUGUCACACGAAAUUCAGCAGCACAAAACGAACACCAGCACUCCAUCCUGCUCAUUUGUUAAUGCCCUUCAAUCAGAUAUUAGAGGAGUACUGGAGCCGUGUUUAUGGCCGUGGCGUACUAUACACAAUCAUACCACUGCACCUGUGACUAGCGGGUUUGAUGACUCAUUCGUUCCACUCCACCUCGCCGAUGUUCCCAUCUCACGGUUCAGUACUUUUGAUGUACUGAAGGCCACCAUUGUACAUACUUGCGACAAUCAAAACGGUGCUCCAGCCGCUCGAGGCAAUGACGACAACUUGGAUGAGGCCAUUGCACUUCAUAGGGAAGCGCUGGCCUUACACCCGGUCAGUCACACAGAUCAGUCCUCAUCAUUAAAUAAUAUUGCAGCUCAAUUUAUCGAGGUAACAAUGAAGACUUGGAUCGGGCUAUCGCACUUCACAGCGAAGCACUGGCCUUGUGUCCAGUCAGUCACACAGAUCGGUUCUCAUCAUCAAAUAACCUCGCCGCAGCUGAACUCUCCUCCCGCUUUCGCCACCGAGGCAACGACGAAGACUUAG
Molecule: messenger RNA, 678 nt
Organism: Suillus subalutaceus
Lineage: Eukaryota; Fungi; Basidiomycota; Agaricomycetes; Boletales; Suillaceae
Exons: 2
Coding region: 1-678 (225 amino acids)
Source: RefSeq, a predicted model, not a curated record